Lindgomyces ingoldianus is the source of this 675-nucleotide messenger RNA. Its product is annotated as tetraspanin. Bases 1 to 675 code for a protein of 224 amino acids. The record is from RefSeq and is a predicted model, not a curated record. The transcript is spliced from 3 exons. Lineage: Eukaryota; Fungi; Ascomycota; Dothideomycetes; Pleosporales; Lindgomycetaceae.
AUGGUGUCCAAACUGAUGCUCGUUUUCGUCGCGACAGACGUCGUCUUCGCUAUGUGUGGUGGUCUACUAGUAGGCUUCUCGCUGAUAGCCGAAACAAACAUGCGGGCGACCCCAACGACGGACAACGCCGCGCAGCGCCUGUUGCUCAACCAGUGUCCGUUAACAGCCGGCGUGGUAAAUGCCGCCUUGGUCUUCAUCACAUUCGUGUUCUCAGUCCCCGCCUUCUUUCUCCCAUCAAACCGAGGCUGGCUUCGUAUGCAUGGCUGGCUCGUCGUCUUUUGCGCAACCUUCACGCUCGGCCUAGGUCUCGCUGUGUGGGUAGAAACGCUAACGACUCGGAAAAACCUGGGCGCCAUGUGGGCAGAAGAAGUGCCGCUGGUUCAGAGUCUUUUGCAGCAAAAGUUUAACUGCUGCGGAUACUUUAACUCAACUUCACCACAAUUCAUCCAAGACAAUGUCUGCACUGACAAGCUCGUUGCGGCCCAGAAGGGUGGAUGUAUUGGCAAAUUCUCGAGUUUUGCUAACGGCUAUUUGGACCUGAUCUUCACCGCUGCGUUCGGUAUUGUCGGCGUGGACGUCGUACUAAUUCUCUGCGUCGCCAUGGUCUUAAAGUUCAGGCAAGAGCAGGAGAGGUACAGGCAUAUUGACGAGAAGAACGGCUUAGGCGCACUAUGA